AGUCAGCAGCAGAUAUAUAUGACAAUUGGUUACAAACUUGACUCUCUCAUCCUGCAGAGCAGUGCAGUGCAGAGCAGUAUGGAUGAAAACAGCAGCAGCAGCCCCUCCUCCCCGCUCCUCCCCUUACACGAAAGCUCAACAUCAUCAUCAUCAACCCUGAAAUCCGUUUUGACGGUUAAAAACUUGUUCAUUUUAUCAGGGCCCCUGCUGUGCAGCUUGAUUUGCCUCUUUGUUAAGCUGGAUGGGGGGAACAUGUUGGGGGUGCUUGCAUGGGUCUUCGUCUGGUGGCUCACGGAGGCCGUCCCCAUGCCGAUAACCUCCAUGUCUCCGCUCUUCCUCUUCCCUCUCUUUGGGAUUGCCUCCUCCGACGAUGUCGCACGCUCUUACAUGGAUGACGUCAUCUCCCUUGUCCUCGGAAGUUUUAUACUCGCUCUUGCCGUUGAGCAUUACAACAUUCAUAGAAGACUAGCCUUGAACAUAACACUAGUGUUCUGCGGAGGAGAUCCUGUAAAUCCACAGCUCCUCCUAUUGGGGAUCUGCGGGACGACAGCAUUUGUAAGCAUGUGGAUGCACAACACCCCCACCACCGUGAUGAUGAUGCCGGUGGCCACUGGAAUCCUGCAGCGGCUGCCCUCAGGGGAGGGCUUCUGCAAAGCAGUGGUCCUUGGGGUGAUAUACUCGGCCACGAUAGGAGGAAUGAGCACCCUCACGGGGACUGGUGUCAACCUCAUACUGGUUGGGAUGUGGAAGAGCUACUUUCCAGAAGCCGAUCCCCUGAGCUUCAGUACAUGGUUUUUCUUCGGAUUCCCUAUGGCCUUGUUGCUCUUCUUUGCUUUGUGGGCCAUACUUUGUCUAGCCUACUGCCCAAGAGGAUCUGCUCACACUCUUUCAGCUUAUCUGGAUAGAGCCCACAUCAAGAGGGAGCUUGAUUUACUAGGUCCCAUGGCUUUUGCGGAAAAGAUGGUGUUGGGUGUCUUCUCGGCAUUAAUUGUUUUAUGGAUGACCAGAAGCAUAACUGACGACAUACCUGGAUGGGGAAGCCUGUUUAAUGACCGUGUUGGUGAUGGAACAGUUAGCGUGAUGAUGGCUACCUUACUGUUCAUAAUCCCAAACAAGAAACAACAAGGAGAGAAGCUAAUGGAUUGGAACAAAUGCAAAAAACUACCAUGGAAUAUCGUUUUAUUACUCGGUGCUGGUCUUGCAAUAGCAGAUGGAGUAAGGACAAGCGGUGUAGCAGACGUCUUAGCCAGGACGCUCGACUUUCUGGGGCAGACACCAUACUUGGCCAUUGCACCCACUGUCUGUGUCAUAAGCGGCUUCAUGACGGAGUUAAUUACAUCAAACAACGCCACCACCACCAUCCUUGUUCCGCUACUCAUCCAGAUCGCUAAAAAUAUGAAUGUCCACCCGCUCCUCCUUAUGGUCCCCGGAGCCAUUGGAGCUCAGUUUGCUUUCUUGCUUCCUACUGCAACCCCUUCAAAUGUCAUAGGCUUCACCACAGGUCACAUUGAUGUCAAAGAUAUGCUCAAGACCGGCCUGCCUCUGAAACUUGCUGGGACCCUUGCAUUGGCUAUUCUCAUGCCCACUCUUGGAGCCCUUGUCUUUGUCAGCCUCAAAACUGGACAACACUGAAGCCAAUCCAAUAUCCAUUUUUUCUUAAUACAUAUAUAUAUUCUAAGUGGCCGGCCGGCUGCAUUAUCCUUUUUGUAUUAAUCAUCAUCCAUGUAUAUAUACAGUAUACUGGCUGGCUAGCUAGGAGAUCAUGUAAUCUUAGUCACUCUUAUCUCCCAGCUAUUUUACGUUUAAUAAUACAGUUCAAACAAGCUAGCUAGCCCUUUUAAAAAUGAAAGAUUGACGAUUCAAAUUAA
This is a messenger RNA of Helianthus annuus (common sunflower), 1868 nucleotides long. RefSeq names its product tonoplast dicarboxylate transporter. Gene Ontology annotation, cellular component: membrane. Bases 19 to 1632 code for a protein of 537 amino acids. Gene Ontology annotation, biological process: monoatomic anion transmembrane transport. Gene Ontology annotation, molecular function: transmembrane transporter activity. The transcript has 4 exons. The record is from RefSeq and is a predicted model, not a curated record. NCBI's taxonomy places the organism in Eukaryota, Viridiplantae, Streptophyta, Magnoliopsida, Asterales, Asteraceae.